Sycon ciliatum is the source of this 1638-nucleotide messenger RNA. RefSeq lists its product as uncharacterized. The record is from RefSeq and is a predicted model, not a curated record. The coding region runs from base 175 to 1086 and encodes 303 amino acids. The transcript has a single exon. NCBI's taxonomy places the organism in Eukaryota, Metazoa, Porifera, Calcarea, Leucosolenida, Sycettidae.
CAGUGACAGUAGGCUCAGAGAAGGAAAAGCACCAACACUGCAACAGAUUCAAACACUGAAACAGUGAGCUACAUGUGAAGAGUGAUCGACCGAAGCACCAAAGAAAACUGAUACUUUUUCCCCAUUCAGUAUCGUGGAAUUUUCAGCGCAUUUGGAGUGGAAUAGUUCGCAGGCAUGGCUGCUCGGCUGCUGCGUAAAACUGGGGAAGCGAUCAAGCACAGUCCGGGUGCUCUGCGGCGAGCUAUGAAGGGCAGUAAUACAUACAGCUUCGGCGAGGAAGAAGCCCAGGAUCCAUUCAAAGUCGGACUCAGUUUCUACGUGACCUACUUAGGAUUCGAGAAGAUGGAGUCAGUGGCCGUGGCGGACAAAGAGACAGUACGGAAAGUGGACGGAAUUGUGAGCCGAGUGAUUGCCGCGAAGAAGACGACUCCUGUCAAGCGGCUGGUUCUCGUCGUCAGUGGCCAAAAGCUGAGCAUCCUGGAUCGUCGCGACGCGAUGGACGUCAUUCGCAUACCGCUCUAUGCCGUGGCGUACGCCGGCUCUCACCCGAUACACAAUAAUGUGUUCGUAUUCCUGGAGAGCAAGGAUACCUCGUCCACCUCGUGUCACGUCAUGCUCUGCGAAAGCACGAAAAUGGCCAGAACUCUGGUGCGCGUCACGGCCAAGGCGUUUCAGAAUGCGUUCCUCGACUGGCAGGCCAAUCAAAAGAAAGACUCUGCCAGUCAGAAGCGAGAGGAGCGCUUAGCUGCGCACCAGAACUCGGUGGAGUCCAGCGCACAGGCCGGUGGAGAAAUCCCUAACAACAUGGUUCUGGCUAGAACUGGUGAGGAUGCGACUACACCUGCUGAACCCGAACCUGAGCCUGAGCCAGAAGAGAAUUUGUAUGAGGAGGUGAGUGCCUACGUACCUCCGGAGAAAGAGGAGAAGUUGGCCCGCCACCGCUCGUUCUACCGCCGCUCCAGUGCCGUUAUCAACCCGCAUGUGCUGAGCACGGGUGACCUGGCCAUCAAGCCGGAGGAAGACCUGAACUAUGAGGAGAUCAAGGAGUUUGCGCAGACCUUCGACAACGAUACAGCAGGAGAGUGACCCAUGCCUGCUAACCACUAGCACAGUCAUGUACAUGUACUGAGUCACAAUCUGAUCAUGCCGAUGAGUAACUUACUCCGAGCUAUCAGCAGGUGAAUUUGAAUUGACUGGUACAUGUGUAUAUUGUAAGCAUUCUAUCAAUCCCUAUGCCCUUUUGGGCCUUGAGACUUUCUUUUAUCUAAGACGGUGAACUUUAUUACUAUACAUAAAGUGGGCACUUGCGACGACAUAUUAGGAGAUUUCCUGAUUCGAUUUGCACUGUGCACUGUGAAUUGCCACUGCAAACUUUUUUCUCAGUUUUUUUCAAUACUGAAGUAUUUCUACUUUGUAAAGGAGUGCAGAAGGAAUCACGCAUACUCUUCACCAGUCCUGGGAUGCACCAGUACAUGUAUAAUUCUUCCAAAGUGUCUCCCGGCCAUGAGGCGGCAUCAUCAGGGAGUUGCAUUGCAGUGAAUAAUGUUACAGUGCAGGUCUUCUUAUCAGCUAUCUGACGAUCGCUUCAUCAUCAAACUGAGAGUUACAAAAUUAAUACAUUUUUGUUGUACAUGUAAA